Messenger RNA from Ostrea edulis (European flat oyster), 1926 nucleotides. Its product is annotated as orexin/Hypocretin receptor type 1-like. Gene Ontology annotation, biological process: neuropeptide signaling pathway. Gene Ontology annotation, cellular component: membrane. The record is from RefSeq and is a predicted model, not a curated record. Lineage: Eukaryota; Metazoa; Mollusca; Bivalvia; Ostreida; Ostreidae. The transcript is spliced from 2 exons. Bases 284 to 1750 code for a protein of 488 amino acids. Gene Ontology annotation, molecular function: G protein-coupled peptide receptor activity.
CUUUCCUGUGUGCUGAUACCGAUACAUCUGAGAAACACUCAUAUAAAUAUCCGGUUAAAUUUCAAACUGGAAACUCCUCCUCUAUCGUUCCAAUGGCAAGUGAAGGUUUUUCAAAACACUGAAGAAUUUAAAGAGGCAGUAGAUGUCGCGUGUCUUUUACUUAACUGUUGUUGAUUUCCCCCAUCAUAACAUUUACACAUUCAUGUGGAUACAGAGAAGCAGUGUUGUCAAAUUACAGGGACAUUUUUCUCUGAUUGACCCAUGCCCUUGAAUCUAAAGAAAUAUGAUGAAUACCUCGGCUAUGACCGCAUCCAUCAAUGAUAUAUAUAUGUCUACAACAUCAACAGAAGGCGUUUCGCCUCAACAAACGACGCUCUUUAUCCAAAACUUCAGUGAUUUGGCAGAAGGUACAUGUACCCAUGCACCACUUCCUAAGGUUUGCAAUGACAGUCUCUUAACUCCAACAGCUUAUUUAGAACUAGAUGCAUUAAGCGACGAUCGUGCCAUGACUUACAUGCCAGUUAUAUUCUUCCUGGUUGUCGUUAUGCUGUUUGGAAUUUUGGGAAACAUUGUUGUGCUAUAUAUCUACGGUUCUGAUUCAAAACGAAAACCAGCCAACAACUUUAUUCUUACAAUGGCGGCCUUCGAUCUUUUGGCCUCGGGUAUCGCUAUUCCACUUGAUAUCUACGAUAUGCGAUACCAUUACACGUUCUAUGAUCACAUAGCAUGUAAGGUUUUCCGAUAUUCCGAAUCAGCAUUCACAAACGCCUCCAGUUUUAUAUUGAUUCUCAUCGCCAUAGAUAGAUAUUUGAAGAUUUGUAGACCGUUAAUGCCCGAUUCACCUUUUAGGAGCAAGAUAAUGUGCGUCGGGUCUUCGUUAUUUGGUUUCGUUGUUGCUGUCCCAACCCUUUGGUUAUUUGGAAUAAACCGAAUGCAUAUUUCUUCUAGAAAAUAUUGCGGAUUUGAUUGCACCGUUUCUGAUGAAUACAGAAACACGAAUUUUAACAAGUACUAUUAUGCAUUAUUGCUCACUUUAUUUUUUGCAACUUUAUUCACUUUAGUUGGGUUCUAUAUACGCAUUUGGGUAGCUAUCAAGACUAGAAGAAACAGUGUGAUUGGGGACCGCGCAUCAGUCAGCCAUUCGUCUGUCAAAAGCAAUGAUUCAAAAGAAUCUCGAAGUUUUGCAAAGCGAAAAAGGAAUCAAUCGACCACAAGUGAUGAUGACUCUGUAUUUACCAAGAGCGACAGCAAACAAUUUCUCAACCACCAGCAGUCAUCGCGAAAGUCCCGGAUAUCUAGGAUGGGGUCCAGCGUCACAACGAUGAUUGGAAAUGUUCGUUGCACACGAACAACGAAAAUCUUCAUUGCAGUAUCGGUGGCAUUCAUCCUCUGCUUCCUCCCCAGUAUCAUCGUAAAUCUUCUUCAGGCUUGCGUUAAAAGCAUUCGAACGACCAAUUCAGAAGUCGCCAAGGUCAUUAUGAAACUCCUAGCCAGGGUACAUUUUGUCAACCACGCCAUAAACCCACUGAUAUAUAGCUUUCUGAACGUCAACUUUCGCACACAAUGUAAGAAAGCGUAUAAACGCCUGAUUGCAACUUGCACCGAGAAAUAUAAAAGAAAGUCGUCGAUUUCUUCGCGUUCGUCCGGUAGUGGGUCUAGAAAGAAACCAAAGAACGACAGUGACGCUAAAACACAUGAAGAAGUUAUGGAACACUCGAAUCAUUCUCAAGUUGAGACAAAGAAUCUGUAAUAAUGUGUUAUUUCGUGUUAGGUACAUGUAAAGAAUGGUGCAGAGCGAAUCUACGGAUAUUUAGAAUAUCUGCAAAACAUUCAAUCCAAUUGAUUUUCCUUCUUGCUUCUUGAUUUAUAGUGUUACUUGCAUAAUGUGCACCUAAUGUAUAUAAUAAAGUUUUGGUUUUCUGUCCA